This is a messenger RNA of Chenopodium quinoa (quinoa), 1051 nucleotides long. RefSeq lists its product as uncharacterized. The record is from RefSeq and is a predicted model, not a curated record. Lineage: Eukaryota; Viridiplantae; Streptophyta; Magnoliopsida; Caryophyllales; Amaranthaceae. The coding region runs from base 99 to 752 and encodes 217 amino acids. The transcript has 3 exons.
UACAACAUUCAUUCUUCAAAUUAUAACAAUCUUAUAGAAGAGCAAUAUAUAAUUAAAUUACAUUUUGAUUUUUAUUGCUUAUUAUUCUAUAACAAAAUAUGGCCUCUCUUUUUAACUCCCUUGUAACUCUUGCUCUUUUUUCUUCCCUUUUGGUUCAAGGCACCCUAGGGGGAAUAACAUGUGAGCAACUUAAUAAGGAGGAAUGUGCAUUCGCGGUAUCAUCUAUAGGCAAGCGUUGUGUGCUAGAGAAGUAUGUGCGAAGGAGUGGAUUGGAGGCAUUUAAGUGUACUACAUCUGCCAUCGAGGCUGACAAGCUCAAGGACUUGGUUGAGACUAGCCAUUGUAUUCAAGCUUGUGGCUUAGAUCGCGAUACCUUAGGGAUUUCUUCGGACUCUCUUCUUGAGUCCCGCUUUACCCAAAAGCUUUGCUCCCCACAAUGUUACCAAAGGUGCCCUAAUGUCAUCGAUCUUUACUUCAAUCUUGCUGCCGGUGAAGGUGUAUUUCUUCCCAAAUUAUGCGAGACACAAAGCGAAAACCCGAGGAGAGGGAUGUCCGAAAUCAAGAGCUCAGGCAUAGUAACACCAGGGCCAAUAUCAGCCACAAAUUUCUUGGGUGCUCCAAUUAGUUCUCUUGAGUUGGGUGCUGCUGCUGAUGUACCAAUUGGAUCUCCUUCUUCUUACAUCGAGUUUAAUGAUGAACCUGUUGACGCUCCAGCUCCAACUCCAGCUUCAGCUUCGCCACCUUAUUACUAAUUUUUUGUCGAUCACCUCAUUUUCUAGCCCAAAGUGCAAGAAAAUAUUACGGAUACUUCGUUAUGUGCUUUCAUAUACUAAAAAAUAAAGUUUCAUGCAAUAUCAUUAUAUUUUUGGUGUUUCUUUAGAAGGCGUCAAUUUUGUUACUUUUUAUGUAAGAAAUAAAUAAAUCAUAGUAGUUUGUUGGAUGACUUAUACUGUUAUACAUAGAUAUUGUUGUACCAUUGCCUUUGGUGGCAUGUAUUAAUGUAUUGUUAUAUACAUGGAGUGAAAGUUUUAUUUUUAAGUUAAUUAUACUA